This is a messenger RNA of Glycine soja, 641 nucleotides long. RefSeq lists its product as uncharacterized. The transcript has a single exon. The coding region runs from base 113 to 373 and encodes 86 amino acids. The record is from RefSeq and is a predicted model, not a curated record. NCBI's taxonomy places the organism in Eukaryota, Viridiplantae, Streptophyta, Magnoliopsida, Fabales, Fabaceae.
AUUUCAUUUCCUCAUUCAUUCAACUAAAAGCAAGAAGAAUUACUUGAGUGUUUUCUCUUGUCACAUACAAGUCAUCUAAGAAGAAUUACAAGAUCAUCAUCACAAUAACAAGAUGAGUUCAGGAAUUAGAGCAUGGAGUGUGGCAGCAAGUGUUGGAAUUGUGGAGGCCUUGAAAGACCAAGGCAUAUGCAGGUGGAAUCAUGCCUUAAGAUCAGCUCAACACCAUCUCAAAAACCAUGUUGGCUCAUUCUCUCAGGCUAACAAGCUUUCUUCUUCUGCUAUGAUAUCCACAACACUAAAACAUGAGAAGGCAAAUCAAUCAGAAGAGUCUUUGAGAACUGUCAUGUACUUAAGCUGCUGGGGUCCCAACUAGAUACCAUAAGCCCAACAACAAAAUAUUCUUUUCUCUUUUCAAUUCUAGGAAUCAGGAAUCAAGCAAGCUUAACUGGUCUCAAAUGAUGAUGAGUAUUGAAAGAAUAUUGCUUGUCUUUAUGGCAGUCAUUAUGUAAAUUUUGAUAUUGAUAGUGUUGAGCUGUUGCCAAAUUUUAUUUGUAGUGUUCUUUAUGGUAAAGAUUGGCAAAUAACUCGUUUAUCAAUUGUGAUUAACUCGUGUACUUACAGAAGGCUCUUUUUCAUUCAUU